Messenger RNA from Brassica oleracea var. oleracea, 1567 nucleotides. Its product is annotated as probable receptor-like serine/threonine-protein kinase At5g57670. The transcript has 7 exons. Gene Ontology annotation, biological process: protein phosphorylation. The coding region runs from base 282 to 1448 and encodes 388 amino acids. Gene Ontology annotation, molecular function: ATP binding; protein kinase activity. The record is from RefSeq and is a predicted model, not a curated record. NCBI's taxonomy places the organism in Eukaryota, Viridiplantae, Streptophyta, Magnoliopsida, Brassicales, Brassicaceae.
UCAUCAUUAAAGUUUCUAGACUUCAUAAUCCCCAAAACGCAAAUCAUCAAACGCUAAACGCGGAAACAUAUAACGCAAAACUCUGUUUUCGUUUACCUAAUUCUCUGUGGACGCCCACACCGUAAACCUUCACCAACCCAAAUUUAAUUCUUCUGUGUUUUUUAUUCACAAAGUACAAAAAAACAGACAGAUAAUAAUAUAUCUCCUUCUCUUCUCUUCUUCUUCCUCCUCCUUCGCUCUGUGAUUUAAUACUGAAGUACAUUCAAACCCCACAAAAGAAGAUGAAGUACAUUCGAAGCAACAGCUUGAAACGUCUCUUCUCCUUUAAACGACGCAGUUUCGACUCAGACUCUGAAAACUCAACUCCACACGCCAAAUGCGUCGAGGGUUUUCAAGAAACAGAGCAGUUUCAAAGACCCAAGUGGAAAUGUUUCUCCUUUGAAGAAAUCUACGAGGCAACCAACGGUUUCAGCUCAGAGAACUUGGUAGGAAGAGGCGGAUUUGCAGAGGUGUAUAAAGGAGUUUUAGGUAAAAGUGGUGAAGAAAUCGCAGUGAAGAGGAUAACGACAGGAGGGAGAGAAGACGAGAGGAGAGAAAAAGAGUUUUUGAUGGAGAUUGGAACAAUAGGACAUGUCUCACAUCCUAAUGUCUUGUCUCUUCUUGGUUGUUGUAUUGACAAUGGCCUCUAUCUUGUUUUCAUCUUCUCUUCAAGAGGCUCAGUUGCUUCUCUUCUUCAUGAUUUGAAUCAAGCACCAUUAGAGUGGGAGACAAGGUAUCAAAUUGCUAUUGGGACAGCAAAAGGGCUUCAUUAUUUACACAAAGGUUGUCAGAGAAGGAUCAUACAUAGAGACAUUAAAUCCUCCAAUGUUCUCUUAACCCAAGAUUUUCAGCCACAGAUAUCUGAUUUUGGUUUGGCAAAAUGGCUGCCUUCUGAAUGGUCUCACCAUUCCAUUGCUCCAAUUGAAGGCACUUUUGGGCACUUAGCACCAGAGUACUACACACAUGGGAUUGUGGAUGAGAAGACUGAUGUUUUUGCUUUUGGAGUGUUCUUGCUUGAACUCAUUUCUGGUAAAAGACCUGUUGAUGCUUCCCACCAAAGCCUACAUAGCUGGGCAAAAACCAUAAUAAAAGAGGGCGAGAUUGAGAAGUUGGUGGAUCCAAGGAUCGAGGAGGACUUUGAUAUCAAACAGCUUCACCGCAUCGCUUUUGCUGCGUCUCUCUGUAUCAGACCAUCGUCUCCAUGUCGGCCUUCCAUGAUCGAGGUAUUAGAAAUACUACUGCAGGGAGAAGAAAUAGAAAAAGAAAAAUGGAAAAUGGAAGAGGAAGAAGAAAAGAAAGAAGAGUUUUGGGGAUUUGAAGAUCUUGAGGAUUGUGAAUAUGAUUUUUCAAUCUCACUUUCUCCUCCUGACUCGAUUUCUAAUCGAAGCUCUUCAAAUCGUAGUAGCUAGAUCAUCUAAAAUUAGUUUUAAAAACUUGAAAUAUCAAUUUUGUUUCAUUGUAAAUUUUGCUUAGAGUUGUCUAUUUCGUAAUUUAAACACUUGUAGUAUUCAAUGAGGUGUUCUAUUUA